AUGGACAAGCCGCUAGCUCAGCUCUCAUUCGUCACUGUUAUCAUAAACUGUACAAGUUUACUGAAUGAUGUUGAAUUAUAUCUUGACUGUGGUUGUGUAUUUGUGUUCUUCUUAGCAUCUCCGCCUUCACAAUGCCCCAUGCAUCAAGCUCAGGCUGAAAAAGGUCCGGCCCACCAGGAUCGGGCGUACAGCUUCGUGGAGUGUCCCAUGAGAGCUGCAGCAAUCACGAAGGGCGACAUCGAUCCAGCAAAUAUGAUGCCUCCUCCCAACCAAACGCCAGCUCCAGACCAGCCCUUCGAACUCUCUGUCAGAAGAGAGGAGUCCACGAUUCCACGUCACGACACGGAGAAGAACUGGGUGUACCCGUCGGAGCAGAUGUUCUGGAACGCCAUGCUGAGGAAGGGGUGGCGCUGGCGAGAUGAUGACCUCAGCAAAGGUGACAUGACCAACAUCAUUAAAAUCCACAAUCAGAACAAUGAGCAGGCCUGGCAGGAGAUCCUGAAGUGGGAGGCUCUGCACGCUCAGGAAUGUCCAUGUGGACCAACUCUGAGGAGAUUCGGUGGGAAGGCUAAAGAGUACUCCCCCAGGGCGCGCCUCCGGCACUGGAUGGGCUACGAGCUGCCGUUCGACCGUCACGACUGGAUCGUUGACCGCUGUGGGAAGGAGGUGCGCUACGUCAUCGACUAUUACGAUGGAGAAAUCAACAAGGACACCUACCAGUUCUCCACCCUGGACGUGCGACCUGCUUUUGACUCUUUAGAAGCUGUGUGGGACCGUAUGAAGGUGGCCUGGUGGCGCUGGACUUCCUGAAGGACUCUGGCUCAUAUUUGAGUCGCAAAUAUUCAAAAACUGUUGUUACCCAUUUCUGCUCUUUGUAACUUGUGUGAUGCUGAAAAAAGAAACGAAUCUGACCUCGUAAAAGAUGAUUGGAUGUAGAAGAGUUUGUCCAACAGGUCAUACACUUGUGUGUCUAUGAAAUCUGUUGACUUGUGCUUAAAUUUAACUGCUUGCUUGCUUACAGCUACCUGACUCUGUAAUUUGAACCUCAUCUAGCAACAAAGUUUAAAUGUUUAUUUUUCUCAGUUGGGACGUUGAGACAAGCUUUCAAACCUGCCAAUAUUCCUUUAUUGGCUAAUGGUCGUAAACCAGAAAUCUAGGAAAGUUCAUGUGUUGUUUUAAUAAAUCACCUUCUCUGUGUUUUGUUUGUAAACACUGCAUAUUUGAUUAAACCAUUUUUAUUGGCCGGAGAGUUUAAA
Molecule: messenger RNA, 1256 nt
Organism: Neolamprologus brichardi
Lineage: Eukaryota; Metazoa; Chordata; Actinopteri; Cichliformes; Cichlidae
Source: RefSeq, a predicted model, not a curated record